GGUUUGGCUCGUCUGCUUCCUGAGUCUAGUUUGCCUUGUGUGCUGCCAAAGCAGAGAAGCUUGGGCUUGGUGGAAGCAUUUACCUCUGUGGUCAGAACACCUCCUCGGUGUUUGAGAAAGGCUACUUCAACUUCCGCUGUUUCAGUGCUGGAGGCCUCGGAGGCUCCAGUUGCAGAAUCCAUUGCAGCCGCUCUUGGUGCUGCUCCAAGUCAUUGCUCGUUACAUAGCUCUUGGUUUCGUUGUCGUUGUUGCACAAGGUGCUGCCAUUUCCACUUUCUGCUACGAAUCGGUUUUCCAGCCACACAUUUGACAAGAUGCGUAUUUACAGCAAAGAUCGAGUUCCUCGCUCGCUCGAGCUGUGACAGACUUCUACACCCCUUGCGUAGGAUUAGCGUGUGAAUAUUCAACAGCCGCAGUUACUCUUCUAGCGAAGCAAACGUUUAGAAACAGCCCCAAGUAGCGUCCCUCCACAUCUCGUAUCAACUUUCAUAAAUCAUGGCCCCGUCUAGCGUGGUUGUGGUGGGAUCCAAAGUGUGGGUGGAAGAUGUGGAAGAAGCGUGGAUUGACGCAGAAGUAAUAGCCGUCGAGAAGAAGAAGGUCACAGUCAACGUGCGAGGAAAGGAGAUUGUGGUGCGUUUGAAACACUGCUAUGCCAAGGAUGAGGAAUCGGAUGGAGUGGACGACAUGACCAAGCUCUCCUACCUUCACGAGCCCGGCGUGCUUCACAACUUGUACCUUAGAUACUCCGUCGACGAAAUCUAUACAUAUACGGGUAGCAUUCUGAUCGCCAUCAAUCCGUUCCGCGCUCUACCGCAUCUGUACGACGAGCAAAUGAUGGAGCAGUACAAGGGAACACGCCUGGGAGAGCUGUCGCCGCACGUCUUCGCUAUUGCCGAAACCGCGUACAGAACGAUGAUCGACUACGGGAAUAGCCAGUCGAUUCUGGUGAGCGGGGAGAGCGGAGCCGGAAAGACGGAGACGACGAAGCUUAUCAUGCAGUACCUGGCGUACAUGGGAGGACGAGCCAACUCCGACGGCAGAACCAUCGAGUCCCAAGUGCUAGAGUCGAAUCCUCUUCUCGAGGCCUUCGGAAACGCCAAGACAGUGCGGAACAACAAUUCCAGUCGAUUCGGUAAGUUCGUGGAGAUUCAGUUCGACAGGGCGGGGCGCAUAUCAGGCGCUGCAGUGCGGACGUACCUGCUGGAGCGGUCCCGGGUGGUGCAGGUUUCGGACCCCGAGCGCAACUACCACGCCUUCUACCAGCUGUGCGCGGGGGCGUCGGACGAGGAGAGGGAGCGGCUGAAGCUGGCGCCGGCAGAGACGUUCCAUUAUCUGAACCAGAGCAGCUGCUUUGAGAUCCCCGGCAAGAACAGCAACGCGGAGGAGUACCAAAACACGCGGCGGGCCAUGGAGGUUGUGGGGCUGACGAUCGAGGAGCAGGAGGCGAUUUUCCGCGUGGUGGCUGCGAUUCUGCACCUGGGGAACAUCACGUUUACCUCUGGUAAAGCUGCGGAUUCGUCUAAGCUGCACGGGGACAAGGCGAAGUUUCACCUGGAGGCUGUGGCGGAGCUGCUGCGGGUGGAGAAGAAGAAGCUGAGGGAGUCGCUGCUGACGCGCACGCUGGUGACCAGGGACGGGAACAUCAAGAGGGACCUGGAUCCCGAGGCUGCGGUGGUCAGCAGGGAUACGCUGGCCAAGACUGUCUACUCCCGCCUCUUUGACUGGCUGGUGGACAAGGUCAACAAGUCUAUUGGUCAGGACCCAGCCUGCGCAUCCAUCGUUGGGGUGCUGGAUAUCUACGGCUUUGAGAGCUUCGAGACCAACAGCUUUGAGCAGUUCUGCAUCAAUCUCGCCAAUGAGAAGCUCCAGCAGCACUUUAACCAGCACGUGUUCAAGGCCGAGCAAGACGAGUAUGAAAGGGAGGAGAUCGACUGGAGCUACAUUGAGUUUGUGGACAACAAGGAUGUGUUGGAACUCAUUGAAAAGAAGCCCAUGGGUAUCAUCUCCCUCCUGGACGAGCAAUGCAUGUUCCCCAAGUCCAGCGCAGAGACCUUCGCCACCAAGCUGUAUCAGACGUGCGCCGCGCACUCGCGCUUUGAGAAGCCCAAACUCUCGCAGACGGACUUCACGAUCGAUCACUAUGCUGGCAAGGUGACGUACCAGACGGACCUGUUCCUGGACAAGAACAAGGACUACGUGGUGAUGGAGCAUCAGGAGCUGAUGAACCACUCCAAGUGCUCCUUUGUGUCGGGGCUCUUCCCCGUGGGCGAGGGCGAGAACGUGAAGACCAAGUUCACGUCGCUGGGCUCCAGCUUCAAGCAGCAGCUGGCGGACCUCAUGAACACGCUCAGCACCACGGAGCCGCACUACGUGCGCUGCGUCAAGCCCAACAGUCUCAACAGGCCGGGCGCGUUUGAGAACCACAAUGUGCUGCAGCAGCUCAGAUGCGGAGGAGUGCUGGAGGCUAUUCGCAUCAGCUGUGCGGGCUACCCCACCCGCCGCACCUUUGAGGAAUUCCUAGAUCGCUUUUCCAUGCUGGCCCCCGACCUGGAGUAUGACAGUGAGAUCAAGGUGACAACGAAGCAGCUGCUGGAGAAGCUGGGGCUGACGGGGUUCCAGGUGGGCAAGAGCAAGGUGUUUCUGCGCGCGGGGCAGAUGGCUGACCUUGACGCCAUGCGCGCCAACAAGCUGCACUCAGCCGUGCGCGUCAUCCAGCGCUGCGUCCGCACGUGGCUUGCAAGGAGGCAGUUUGUCGCCCUCCGCAAGGCCGCCAUCCGUAUGCAGGCGCGGUGCCGAGGCAACGCAGCGAGGAGGGAGUACCAGAAGCUCCGCAGGGAGCAGGCAGCGCUGGUCAUUCAGACGAAGUACAGAGGGCACCGGGCGCGCGCGCACUACAAGCGGCAGCAGAAGGCGGCUGUCACCAUGCAGUCCGCGGCCCGCGGCAUGUUUGCACGGCGCGAGGCGUCCGCUCGCAGGCGCAACCUGGCUGCCAGGAAGAUUCAGACGCACUGGCGGCGGCACAAGGCGCAGUCAGCGUAUCGUCGCACCAAGCGCAGCGUGCUGGUCAUGCAGUGCAUAUGGCGCGGCAGGGCUGGCCGCCUGGAGCUCAAGAAGCUCAAGCAUGACGCGAAGCAGACGGGAGCGCUGCAGGAGGCCAAGUCGCGGCUGGAGAAGCAGCUGGAGGAGCUCACCUGGCGGCUGCAGCUCGAGAAGAGAAUGCGGUCUGACCUGGAGGAGUCCAAGGGCCAGGAGGUGUCGAAGCUGCAGCAGGAGGUAGACCGCCUCACUACAGAGCUGCAAGCAGCCAAGGACGAGAUACAGUCCCUGCAGCAGCAGCUGGCAGCUGGCGGGGGUGGGGGUGGGGGGGCAGAGAGCAACGAGCCUGUGAUCAAGACGGUUGUUAGGGAGGUGGUGAAGGUGGUUGAAGUGCCUGUGCCAGCGGCAGCGGUCGGGGCAACAGCCUCAGGGACUGAGAAGCUGGAGGGUCGUGAGGCUGCUGCUGCUGCUGUUGCAGCCGCCGCCGCUGCUGCUGCUGCUGCAGCGACGACAACUGCAUCUGCAGUAGAAGCAUCUGCUGCCGCUGCUGCCGGUGCCAGUGCCGGUGCUGGCGCAGUGGUUGUGGUGGCAGGCACAGGGGAGGCGGGCAGGACGGCAGAGGGGCUUGAGAACGAGAAGCUCAAGGCGGCACUAGACGUGUCGGACUCGCGCGUGGCAGCCAUGGAGGAGAUGAUAGUGCACAAGGACGAGAAGCUGCAGGAGCUCGAAUCCGAACUGGCAAAGAUGAAGGGCGAGCUGCAGCGCCUGGAGGACCAGUUCAGGAGCAUGGACCGCGAGAACCAGGUGCUCCGGCGCCAGUCGCUGUCUGUGGCCACGGCAGCGCAGACCACGCCGCAGCGCGCUCCUGCUGCUGGGCGGCUGUCGGCGCUGUGGGGGGGUUCGGCUGUGACCCCGUCCACGCCCAGUGGUGCUGGGUAUGAGAUGACGCCCGGCACGCCUGGCAGCGCUGCUGCUGCUGCUGCUGCGGCUGCUCGUGGGGCCACGCAGGAGGCGGAGGUGAAGAGGCAGCAGAUCCUGGCUGAGAGGCAGCAGGCGGAUCAGGACACGGUGCUGCAGCUGCUGCUCACCGACCUGGCGUUUGACAACAACCGCCCCGUGGCGGCAUGCAUGCUGUACCGCGCGCUCGUGCACUGGCGCUCCUUCGACGCCGAGCAGACCAACGUGUUUGACAAGAUCAUCCAGACCAUGAGCUCCGCCAUUGAGAACCACGACCCCGCUCCUGCUGCUGGUGGUGCUGCGGGUGCUGUUGUGCCACUGCCAGCGGCCGCGGGGAGUGGAGGGGCAGCGGGGGGUGCGGCGGGGAAUGCUGCGAGGCUGGCGUACUGGCUGUCGACUGCGUCGUCGCUGCUGCACCUGCUGCACCGGUCGUUCCGGCCGGGGGCCGCGUCCGCGCUGCAGAUGCACGCGCAGCGCAGGAGGCAGCAGCCUGUGUCCCUGUUCAGCCGCAUGUCUCAGACGUUCCGUGGGCCGGUGACGUUGUCACCGGACGAGACGAGCGCAGCGGAGGCGGACGGGCUGCACCUGGUGGACCCCAAGUUCCCCGCGUUGCUGUUCAAGCAGCAGCUCACGGCGUACGUGGAGAAGGUGUACUCGUGCAUCCGCGACAACCUCAAGAAGGACAUCUCGCAGAUGCUUGUCGCAUGCAUCCAGGCCUCUCGAUCCUUCCGUACGCCCAUGGCGCCACGGCAGCAGCACCGCUCGUCGCCUGACGGGGCGCGGGCGGCAGCAGCGCAGAGCCAGGCGGCGUCGGUGGCAGCGGCGGUGGCGCAGUGGGGUGGGAUCAUCGCACGGCUGACGGACCUUCUGAACACACUCAAGGCCAACCACGUGCCGGCCUUCCUCGUGCGCAGCCUCUUCUCGCAGAUCUUUGCCUACAUCAACGUGCAGCUCUUCAACAGUCUGCUGCUGCGUCGCGAGUGCUGCUCGUUCAGCAACGGCGAGUAUGUGAAGGAGGGCCUGGCGGAGCUGGAGCGCUGGAUCUUUGAGGCCACGGACGAGUAUGCAGGCAGUGCGUGGGAGGAGCUCCGGUUCAUUCGCCAGGCUGUCGGUUUCCUGGUGAUCCAUCAGAAGCCCAAGAAGUCCCUGGAGGACAUCACCAACGACCUGUGCCCCGCGCUGAGCAUGCAGCAGCUGUACCGCAUCAGCACCAUGUACCGCGACGACAAGUAUGGUACCCAUUCUGUGGCGCCCGCAGUCGUCAAUGCAAUGCGCCUGAAGAGCACAGAGGAGUCCGCUCAGAACGGCACCAACUCGUUCCUGCUGGACGACGACUCCUCUGUCCCAUUUGCUGUGGAUGACAUAUGCAAGGAGCUCCCCAGCAUCUCCCUCACCCACCUCUCCCUGCCCCCCCACGUCCGCGACUCGGGUCACCUUCACUUCCUCUUCUCGUAGAACACUGCCUCCUCAGCAGCAGCAGCAGCAGCAGCAGCCAGUUCUUAGGUACGUUCGCAGGAGUAGCACCGACAGUGGGAGAGGGGUCCAUUCUCUGGUAGUGUUUAGGAGACUUGUCAGCUGCUACGUGAGGCGGGAGUCUGCAGCAUAAUGCUAUACAUGUGCUUCUGUUUGGUGAUUCGCUGUAGCAGAUAGUGUAGGGCAUGUGACAAUGCAUCUCAUCAGGCAGCCAGAGUUGCAUCAUGGGCACGGCACGCACGGCAUGGAGCAAGUAGCAUGGCCGGCAGCAUCAGGCACCUGAGGCCAGGACAUUCACAAGAAGUUAAGAUGGUUGGGCUGGUUGGGUUUCUACCUGAGACCUGAUUGUUCUCACAGUUCUUUCAGGGUGGCAAUGCUGCCGUCUGUUGCUUGGUUUCGUCGGGGUUUACAUGGUGAUACGCUAGGUAGACUGGGCUGAUCUGGGUUGUCAGGUGUUAUCGUGUACAAACCAAGCACAGGUGAUAGAGAUACAGUUGAGAGUCUUGAUUGGUGUAAUUGAGAAAGCUUGCUUGUUAGUGCAAUUGACAUCAUUC
This is a messenger RNA of Closterium sp. NIES-67, 6020 nucleotides long. NCBI's taxonomy places the organism in Eukaryota, Viridiplantae, Streptophyta, Zygnematophyceae, Desmidiales, Closteriaceae. The record is from the annotation of a GenBank genome assembly.